This is a messenger RNA of Durio zibethinus, 831 nucleotides long. The record is from RefSeq and is a predicted model, not a curated record. NCBI's taxonomy places the organism in Eukaryota, Viridiplantae, Streptophyta, Magnoliopsida, Malvales, Malvaceae.
AUGAAGCAAGUCAUGGGGUCCCUUAUCCAUCCAACUCAAUCAGCAUUUGUGGAAGGAAGACAAAUUAUGGACUGCAUCUUAAUAGCUAAUGAAGUAAUUGAUUCUAUCCAGAAAAAAUCAAAGGGUGGACUGGUCUUCAAACUUGACUUCGAAAAAGUGUUUGAUAGUGUUGAUUGGGACUUCCACGUCUCUAUUAUGAAACAAACGAGUUUUCGAAACAAAUGGACCAGAUGGAUAUUAGGCUGUAUCUCUUCUGCGUCCAUCUCAAUGCUCAUCAACGGUUCCCCAACUAAUCCUAUCGUGAUGCAGAGGGGACUCUCGGCAGUCUCGGUUGGUAUCCUUCAUGGCAUCAAAAUGAGCUGUAAAAACCUGCAAAUAUCUCACUUGCAAUUCGCAGAUGAUAUAAUUAUUUUCUACCAGCCAUUAGAAGAACAACUACUAAUGAUUAAAAGGAUUCUUCGAUGCUUCCUUAUUAUUUCUGGGUUAAAGGAAAACUUCAAGAAAAGUGCUCUGCUAGGUAUCAAAGUUGAUCAUCAGCUAAUCAAAAAGUGGGCCUCAAAAAUCCAUUGCAAGGUUUCUAUCCCCAGCUGGAAGAGAACUUUGAUUAAAUCAGUGUUGGCAAACCUGCCUUAUUCUCAAAAAUUCAUUCGGGAGAAUUUAUGCUAUGCCACUAAACAAGAGCGAAAUGAAAACAGAUUUUGGCUACUAGGAAGGGUCAAACUGGGUUUAGAAGAUUGCUUUAAGACAGGAACUCUUCGAUUGGCAGGUUGGCGUGUGGAGGCAAUUAUUGGAGCUCCUAAAUUCAUUCACGUUAUCUCCACAUGCCACUGA